Molecule: messenger RNA, 4762 nt
Organism: Lytechinus pictus (painted urchin)
Lineage: Eukaryota; Metazoa; Echinodermata; Echinoidea; Temnopleuroida; Toxopneustidae
Product: scavenger receptor cysteine-rich type 1 protein M160-like
Exons: 7
Coding region: 454-1989 (511 amino acids)
Cellular component (GO): membrane
Source: RefSeq, a predicted model, not a curated record
ACUUCACACUUAACUUUACUAUAAACAACACACUAUACUUACGGACCCUACGAUCCUGAUGAAGGGCAUGUGCCCGAAAGCUUGAUGAAGACAGCUAAUAUUCCCUGCUCAUCGAUUUGGACUAAAUCCAGGUCAGCCAUUUUUAUGACCUUCCCGUCCACUGAUCUAAUUCGUUGAAAAACUCAGUAAUCUGUAUAUGAGGACUGUGCUAUACACGAAGAACAUGCACUUGUGAGAUGUAACAGAGAGAAAGCAUUCGACCGUGCGAGACUCAUUAUACAGUUUUCAUCGGCUUUACAUGCAUCCAGACCCACUUUAUGGAUAAUUCUGAAUACAGUUCUCGUAAUAUACUCAUUUCACAUGCAUCGUGAUCGUUUUCCUACACUAAGUUGAACGAGGGAAGUGAGCAAUACCAGACGCCUUUGCGAAUAAGCUGUUGUCUCCAGUUUAACCAUGACGUCGUCUGCGAUAUCUCGCCUUAUUUUCACCGUGUUUGUCAUCACUAUCACGGAUAGAGCAGUUGCAAUAAGAAAUGGUGAUUUACGGCUCGUCAGCGCCAACACAACCAAAGGCUGGGUUGAGAUCUAUUACAACUCUGAGUGGUACACGAUAUCCGGUCAGUUCAUCAUCUAUGAUAUAUCUAAGGUGGUGUGCAGGCAGCUUGGUUUGCCCUUCACCGAAGCAGUAACAGUGGACGAUCCUUAUGUGAAGAGACCCCUUGAUAAAGUUGGGGUGCUGUCUACCACUUUAUUCUGUGAUGGGGACGAAGCCAGGCUUGAAGACUGUCGUAAUUUCGAUUGGAGCUUUCCUCAAUUCUACACGCAUGAUUAUGAUGUUGCAGUCCAUUGCGCAGGGGAAAAUAUACAUACUGGCGAUCUGCGAUUAGUUGGUGGUGUCGACGACCGUAGUGGGCGCCUCGAAAUCUUCAUGGGAAAAGCCUGGGAAUCAUUCUGCAGUAUAGGAUUUGGUGUAACUGAAGCGACGGUGGCAUGUCGUCAGCUUGGCCUUCUAAAUACUUCUGAUGUAGACGUUUUCCCUGAUGCGUACUUUGGUAUGGGAAAUAUAGGCGAUGGACCUUAUAUUGCUCGCUGUACUGGUGACGAAAAGAGGAUUGAUUCAUGUUCUUCUUUUUAUCGGUCCUUCGAUGCCGUGAAUUAUGAUGAACUUUUUUGUUCCCACUCUCAGGACGUCGGGAUCUGUUGUCCAUCGGAUAUAGGUGGAUGUGCCGCAACUUACAGUACUAGUGGAACUUCUACUGUUGGCAGCAUCGUUGGUUCUAUUGUAGUGGUCGUUGUUGUACUUCUUAUUAUCGGCUGUUGCUGCUACUGCUGUUGCAAAAAGAAGAAAGGAAAGCAACAGUAUACAACAGUGGUUCAAAAUCAAGCCCCUCAGCCAGCUAGCGGAGGUCAGCAAGCUCCAGCACCAACAACAGGAAGUACAGCACCACCAGUUUACUACCAUGGACCCACACCAGGCUAUCCUGCUGUGAAUAUUGGCCAACCUAAUACACAAUCCUAUCCUAUUCAGUACCCUCCUACUGGUCAGGCCAUGCCUCCACCUGCGCCCGUUGCUGGCAAUAACCCAUACCCUCCGCAGACCAAUCCAUACCCCACUGGGCAAGUACCGCCACCUGCAGCAGCUGGUAGUAUCCCAUACCCUUCACAACCCUACCCUUACCCCUCUGGACAGGCGCCUCCACCCGCAGGUACAUAUCCUGCACCACCACCUCAACAACCAGGUUACAAUCCCACCGCUGCCACCGGUACAUAUCCAGCUGCACCUUAUCCUCCACAGGCUGCACCCGCACCAGGACCAGCUUAUGGUGCUUCAUCUGCAGAACAGUCAUAUCCGACCAAAGGAGAUGUAGAUCAUCCUUUACCUUCUCAUGCAGCAAGUGGAACACCGAGCGCACCUCCAAUGGAUAUGGGCAGUGGGCAAGGGGAAAUUCCGAGUGCGCCCCCACCAGCUUACGAACAUCUUAUUGGAUGAUGCUGAUGAUUAGGGCUAUCUAUGUAAAGGGAGGAUUAAAGAAACACAUUUGUUUUAUCCAUGUCUUUGUUAAACCUAAUCCCUUAUCAUCACACUAUUGAAUUAAGGACCUGCCAUUACUCUUAUAAAGGUUAUAUUUUUUUUUUCAAGUCAGUAAAGCUGACAAAAAGGGGACUCAUUUACUGCUUAUGGUAUACCAUACUUUCAAAUUCUGCCAUUUUUAUUAAUAAAUAAAUAAAUGUUUGAUUUCGUAUAUUUAUGUAUUUUUUUACAUCACUCCCCUUUGACAACUUUUAUGAUGUUCCUAGGAGGAAUAAAAUGAAGUUUAUAUAAUUUGGAAUAUAAAGGAAAUUGCUAGUCCCAAACUUACUUUUAAUGAUGGGAUCCCUCUUUUACUCAAAUAACUUGAGUGAGUAAAUAAAGGUGUACAUCUGAGCACUGCCCAGAUAAAGCCAACAUUAUUUUUUACACGUUUAUUAAAGUAUUAUAUCCCAGAUAAUUUCAAAUCAUUUUUAUGUGGUAAAACUGUGUUAACAGUUAAUAGAACAGGAUACAUUUAAAGAGAAUACAAGCACUGACUUGCCCCAAAUCGCUACUUGAAACUGCCUUUCAUUCGCAAUAAAAGAGAAAUUAUUAAAUCGAUCUCCUUUGUCUUGAAUUAAAAAGGCAUAUGACAAAGAAAAGUGUCUUUCUUUUACAAUUAAAUGAUUGCCUGUUAAAACCAAGUAAUCAUUUUGUAGGAAAUAAUCAGAAAUAAAGAGAAUGAGACUACAGUGUAAAAUAAUCAAGUCAUUGGGUGGAUAAAAUCAUUUGGAUGCUAGUUUAACAAAGUUUAUUGUAACUUUCAAAAUGCAUUACUCUGGCUUAAAUUGAUUUCUUCUGUUUCCCAAAGCGUGUAGAAAUAUCAUACAGAAUCAUACUUAAAAAUUACAUAUUGUUCAUAAAUUAUGACUAAAAGUAAACUAGUCAUCAUUUAUUACACGAGGAUGCAUGUAGAGAACAAAAUGAUACGAUAAUAUUUUUAAAAUAUUAUUCUCAACAGUUUUUAUUUAGUGUGUUUAAAGUAUUAGGUCAUUUAAAUUGUUUUUCAUCAAAUGAAGUUUUUUAAUGAUUUCAUUCAUGUUCAUUUUUGUACAUUUGUCUGCAUUGAGUUCCUGUAUGUAUAUCAUAUUGAUUUAUUUAUCAUAAAUUAUAAUGGCUCUCAUCAUGUCUUUGGAGUUGUUUGUAAAAGUAGAAGUAAUUAAUUCUAGAAACAAUCGAUUGAAAUGUGAGUUUUGAUCCCAACAACUGUUUGUUAUCGAUUUUUUUACAUUGAAUGAUUGAUUGGGUACUAGAUCUAUUCAAUUGUAUAUAAAAUAUUAAAUACGUCUAAAUCAUUGUUACAUGUGAUUUUUACAUACAUUUGAUAUAAUCAGUCAAUGUUAUAUACAUAUAUAUGAAUGUAUUGCUGUAAGUUUCAAGCGCUUGAUAAAGGCAUCAAAGGAUGUGAGUUGGUCUUGAUCAAGCAUGUAUGUAUGUUUACUAUAACUUCAUGUUUUUUCUUCUAUUGUGUGAUAAGGGUAACUUUAUAAUGAUGUUCAGAUCUUUCACGUGAUAACGUGGCCACUAAACUAUUCUACUAUCUAGUAUUUUGCCUUACUUAAAUGAAGAUAACUCAUUGGCUGAAUAGACCAUUUCCUAGUUACUUUAUGGGCAAUUUUUGUCAAAUUACCUUUCAUCUCUUUCAUUAUGAUAGGCAGACUUUAAAGCAAGAUAUUACAUAAGCAUGCCUUACAUAGCAGGAUGAAGAAAUUGAAUAGAUCAGAUGACUAGAAUAGCACACUAAUGAACACAUAAAUGAAGGUAUUUGUUACAUUUCUACUUUAGCAUGUUGUUAUAACUAUGUAUUUGGUCAACUGAAAUACCAGUCGCUAGUAGUCCAGGAUAGAAGAGGCAUAACCUUGUUUUUUCAUAUAUACAAUAUUUUUUAUGGUUUCUUGUCAAUUCGAGGGAACUUAUUACGAAUCUGAAUGAUGCCAUCUUAAAUUCACAGGAUUUGUUUUUCUGAAUGUCUAUUUCUCAAAUUCCUUUUUUCCUCUGGUGAACGUUUAAGUGUUCUGGCUAUCUAACAUUCAGCCCAAGUCCCUAAACCCAGUCGCACAUUUUCACUAGUCGAUGAACACAGUUUGGAGGAAUUUUCUUCUGACCAUCUCUUGUAAUGUUGGAAUUGCUAAAUCCAUUCAGAUUGAAAUAAUAUUGUUACGAAAGUAUUUUGUCAAUUUUGUAAACAAGAAUCGUAUAUUAAUACAAUAUUUGAGGGAACACACCUCGAAAUAAACAGUAAGAAAUUAUAAUAUUCACUCAAAAUGUCAUUUAAAAAAACACAUAAAUGUUUGUUGAUUUGAAAUGUAACAAUUUCGCUUGUAAUGUAUGCUCAUUAAUGAAUUGCUACAUGAGUCGAUUUUUUACAGGGAAGACUGCCAUUAAUUAUUUGAGGCAGAUCCUCAUUUAACAAACGGUGAAAACAAAUCGCACACUGAUAUGCUCCAAUUAACCUUUAUUUUUUUUUUCAUGACAAUUUAAUCUCAUGAAUAAAAUGCUUAAUUGUUCCCUUGGACAAGCUGCAUCGAAAUACCCAUUACAAUAUAAGUAAUGCUCUUUCUCUAUCUAAAACCCAGAAUAUUACAUAUUUUAUCGGUGCUAUUUGUUUUAAAGUUAUUUGUUUUUCAAAGUUGUAAAAAUAAAUGCAUGUAUCGAUCUGCGAUUGAAUGUUAUUUAUAAUGUCAAACAUGAA